Molecule: messenger RNA, 928 nt
Organism: Microdochium trichocladiopsis
Lineage: Eukaryota; Fungi; Ascomycota; Sordariomycetes; Xylariales; Microdochiaceae
Product: putative glutathione S-transferase
Exons: 4
Coding region: 93-881 (262 amino acids)
Source: RefSeq, a predicted model, not a curated record
GGUCCCUCCAGGCACCGUUUUUUGGACAGCGCUUUUUAACUUCAGCCUUUUUAGCUUCGCUUUCGCGGCAAACGUCGUCAGAAACGGGCAAGAUGGCGUCUCACGAAAUUGUGCUGUACGACAUUCCUUCGCGACCGCCGUGCCGGGCAUGGUCUCUGAAUACAUGGAGAGUCCGCUUGAUUCUCAACUACAAAAAUAUCCCUUAUAGAACAGAAUGGCUCGAGUAUCCCGACAUUAAACCAAAACUUUCACCACACUUCCCGGGCCAACAGAUCGAGACAUACACAGUCCCAACAAUCGCGCUUCCCGAUGGUCGCGAGCACAUCAUGAACAGCAGGCAAAUCGCCAAAGUCCUCGAAGCCAAGUACCCGAGCCCGCCACUCCUUCUGGACUCUCCAAUCGCCAAGCGGGUGACCGGGCUCCUGAUCAAAAUCUGGGACGCCAUCGAGGUCAUUAUCCUCACGCACGUGCACAAGCGUCUCCUCGACGAAGUCAACUUCCCGUUCUGGCGGGAGACCCGCGAGCCUUGGCUGAAUCCGGAUCAUGCUACCAAGGAUGCCGCAGGCGAUCAGUGGAAGACUCUGGACACUGCAGAGGCUGAGCUCUAUGCCAAUGGGGGUGCUCUGCUGGACGAAUGCUGGGCAAACGCUGGGCCGGCAGUAGACGAGAUUGCUCAGAUUCUGAGAGAGAGCCCUGAGGGGCCGUUCUUCUGUGGAGAAAAGGUGUCUUUCUCAGACUUCCAGUGGAUCGGCUUCUUGCUUUUCAUCCGGCGGAUCGGGCAGGAUCAGUGGGACAAGAUGAAGGCUUCGGCAAAGGACUUUGAGCCUCAUGAGGAGCUGCUCCGUGCUGCAAGCGACUGGAUCAAGCGAGAUGACCAUUGAAAAAUGCUCACCACGAUAUUCAUUAUGCUUUAUUCCUUCUAUACUAC